Anisakis simplex (herring worm) is the source of this 873-nucleotide messenger RNA. The record is from the annotation of a GenBank genome assembly. Lineage: Eukaryota; Metazoa; Nematoda; Chromadorea; Rhabditida; Anisakidae.
AUGGGAGAUGGCUGCAGCUCGCGCAUUUCGCUGCUCCGUUCGCUUGCCAAUCGUGAGCGUCAAAUUAUCUCAGAAACAUCGACUUCUUUACCUAUAGGACCGUGCCUUGUGACACUACAGGAGAGAGAUAGUGAGGCAGUAUGGAUAGUGACCUCAGGUGCUAAACUUUCACUUGGUCUUGAUACUGUAUGCCUUGCAGUUGCACUGCUCGAUCGAGUCCUUUUAGCCACACGUGUUCCUAUAAAAUACGUAAAUUGUGUCGCGGCGACAUGCUUGUAUAUAUCGAUAAAGCUUUGCGAGGAAUGUGUAUGCGUUUCGGAUGCGGGUCGUCUCAUAUCGCGUUUACAACUCCCGUACAGCAUCCCUGAACUCAAUCGCAUGGAACUCACCAUACUGUCACGCCUUAAUUGGAACCUCGGUGUGCCUAGCGUGGAUCGUUUUAUGCACGCGAUGCUGGGCUGCAUGGGUUCCGCAUUCCUGCCAGUCUUUCGUGUGCCCAUCGAGAGCGCGAUCUGUUGUUCGACGGUCUCAUACAAGUUUCGUCCUUCGCUCCUCGCGUUGUCUCUUCUUUCAUUGAUUCUCGAGAUGCGAACACCCGCAUGGUUCCCUGUCACCGUCAGCUUUCAGCGAUUGCUUCAGAUAGAUGACAAUGAACUAAUCGAAUGUCGCGAGACAAUAGCCACAUUGCUAUGCCCCGAGGACAAGGAGAAUGGCUGUGCGCGAAUGCAGCAGCAGAAACGUAUUCGCGGUGCGAAACGUAAGGCGUCGGUUGAGGUUGAAGAUGACAGUGAUCAUGAUCUCGAUCAUGAACAACAACAUUGUUUGCUGCCCUUGCCCGAGGUAACCCUACCACUAUGUGCUCAGCAGGACUGA